Molecule: messenger RNA, 8095 nt
Organism: Ectocarpus sp. CCAP 1310/34
Lineage: Eukaryota; Phaeophyceae; Ectocarpales; Ectocarpaceae
Source: the annotation of a GenBank genome assembly
GCCACACUUGCCAUCCGAGGGCGUACUCAUGGUGGACGCUUCGAGACUUAUCGAUGCCUUGGGGCGAGAUGACCUUGAUCAACGAGCUGUUGCAGACCAUCUCGUACGUUUGGCCAAGGGGCUCAAGCAUAUUGCUGCCGUGGCGGGGAGUGAAGACCCGUUAGCAACGGGCGUCACACUGGCUCCGAACGCAGAAGAACCCCCACCAGGUUUAGAGGGAGACCCUGCAGUAGCUUCCCCGACCACAGCAGUCACGACCACCCAUCAGCCAGGAGAGAAAAUGCCCCAAGAUCAUAGCAUGGGUGAACAGCAAGCGGAGCCAAUUCGAGAAGAAAAGGUUGGGUCGAUCCAAGAAGAGAAGGAGAUACUUGCCGGGGAAGAACCGGCGCACGAGCAGGUGGUGAAGACUGACGAAGCUGUUCAGCAGCAAGCGAACACGGCGCCACAGCCGCGCGGCGACCUAUUGCUGGAGCUUAUACGGAGCUUUCGAGGAGGGAUGUUGAGAGUGGAUAGCAACCUCAGGGCUGCAAUGUUUCGGUCUUUGCGGUACCUGGCAUCCGGUGCCAUCACUCCUGUUUGCGUGGUUCGCACGAGCGAGGAUGCUGAGCUCCUCCGAAGACAGCGCUUCGGCCUCUUCAUCGCCCUCGCCUUAGCGCGGGAGCAGUACGAGCUGUGGGAACGGAUGCAGGCGCUCAAGCUGGUGAAGCAAAUAAUGGCGGUCGACUCUUCGCGGCUACCUCGUGAAGUCGUGCGCACAGUGGUGGCUGUCUCCGGUCACAAAGAGGACAACUUCCGAAGGGCAACUUUUUGCGUGUGCCUGGAAACCUUGCAGGAGUUGGCUGUCGCUGAUCCUCGCGUGGUUGCGCAUGCCAACGGCUUCCGCGUGCUGUUGGCAGCUGCCAUCGAUCCAGCAAACCAGGACCUGACGGAGCCGCUGGUAAGAACACUCACGUCCAUCAUCGAGGACCCUGCCACGAGGCGAUACGUGCGGCCUCACCUGGAAAUUCACCAGCUGCUGACCGGGUUCACGGAUCUUGACGCCCCUCCAGGACCCGAGAGAGCUCAUAGGUGGCAGGCUACACGUAAGGCCUUGGUCAUAGCAAUGCGCACUUGGGCAGGCGUGCACCUCUUGGCGUCGGAUUCCCGCGGGCUCGUGACGCUGAUGCGGCUUCUGCGGGACCCAUCGGCGUCAUUCAGCGACGACGCCGGGUUACAAGAUAGCAUUUUGGAGACCAUCGUGGACAUCUUCGAUCCUCUCGUGGGCAUGGGCAGGACACCUUCAUCAGCCGAGCCGGGGCGAGAAAGUAAGCUGCCUGCCCCAUUCUCAGGGAGGUCGGCAACACUUCCACACAAGAGCGCGGGAUCUGGGUUGCGAACAAGGAGAGGCUCGGAGCCACACAACCUGUUGCUGAGCUAUGCAACCUUGUUGUGCGCAGCGUUCGUUCACUGCGGCCUUAUUCCUAGCCUCACUACGCUAAGUAUUUCGGCUGGAUCGGAGAAGCUGCGAACCAAGGCUGCAACACUACUGGUGGAUGUGCUACACUUGUGCGCCAUGCUUCUAUCGCAGAAUCAAUGCACGCGACUUCUUUCGAUGCCAGGCCUGGUUGAGAUCGCGGCAGAGUCUCUAACAGGGUGCAUGGGAAUCGCUGAAGGCGGGGUGCGAUCGUGUCACUUAACACGUAGUCGGGCGUCAAGGGCGAGUGACUUGGUUCGAUUGCUGCAUCGAGCCCUAGGCGCCGGAGCUGUUGGUCCUGUUUCCGCAUAUUUUGGGCAGCAGGGCCAGACGGAGCAGCCGAUGGUCACCAUUGGGGGCCUUAUGGAGAAGGUUUACGAGGCGGAAUCAGCAAUCGACAGCGGUAUGGAUACGCAUCAGAGCCAGGGCUGGGAGCCCACAGGGACCUUGGAACAGAUGCGGAAAGAGCUCCGAGUCAGCAUUGAGUCAAGCGUCGAGAAGAGUGUCAUGGAAGCCCAGAUGAACAAAAGCAAGGUGUUGGCUACCAAGGACUGGACGAAGUGGGACUGGGAUGUUGUGGAUGACAUCGUGCAGGAUAUUCUUCCCCACUCACCCCGGUUGAUAGACGCGUUACGCACGAAAUGGAUCAAGCGCGUGUCGGGAUUCUACCGCUUUGUAGGCGCAAGCGGCACUUCAACCGAACGGGGAGGAGGUGGGGGACUUCACAAUAUGCGGUGGGAUCCAGACCACAUUCGCCAUAUCGCCUGUGCUGGACGGCUGUACUCUCUUUUGCUUCAGCAGCAAGAGGGGCUCCACUUCCUACAGACAGACGCUAGAGGAGGUGUUCUGCAGGAAACGGUCAAAGAGCUUCAGGCGUUGGUCACAAGAAGAUGCAGCGGGAGUGGAUCGGGCAGGUUUGCAGCCGCGUCGAAGGUUUUCGAUAUGGACUCAUGCCAGCGGAAUCUAAGUGGAGGCUACAUCACGCUUUUGUUCAGCGUCGCCGCCGGAACUGAAGCAGGGCGACAACUCCUUUCAGAUACGGGUCUCUGGGAUCAUCUCGCUAGGAUGGGCAGCCAGUCGGAGCUGGACUACAUGAGCCGCCUUAUCUUGGCGAAGAUCGACCUCGCCUCCGAAAAGUGCUUUCCUCGGGAUCAGCUAGAAUCAUGGAUGACGACAGGCUCAAGCCACCUUCGGCUGUUUUCAAUCAACAGAAUGCGAAUCGCGUUGAGAAAUUCCAGCGCGGCGAACCGUCGGCUGAGAAAUCCUGUACUGACAGCUCACGGCGGAAGCACCACGCCCUCGGACUACGCUCGUUCGGAAGGGUGGUGCAUUGAGAUGCUGGUGGCUCAGGUACAUGGCGACGACCCAGCCGUUGCUCGGGCUGCUCUUUCCGUGCUGGAGGAGGCCACGCAAGACGAGCGCUGCCUGCGAACUCUUGUAUCGGCCAAGCCGGACUUGAUCCACAAACCAGGAGCAAACAAUCUGCUUAUGCGCUUCCUGUCAAUACCUGAGGGUAUCGUGUAUCUCGAGGAACACGGAUGGGCGGAACAAAUGGUACGGGAGUGGAAAGACAGCGGCCGUACGACGACGUACGCCGACAGCGUCGACAUGAAGUGGAAGACGCAUGUCAACGACGUGGAGCAUGUGGAGGAAAACCUGAGCACGGAGCCGAUGUCAAAGCAUGAACACGACAUGAGCGACUCUGGCGUGGCGAUCCCAAUCAGGAUGAGCAACAUGUCGCAAGAUGCCGGAGUUGAGGGGCCACAGGAAGGGCGUGAAGUAGAGCUGCUCAUGAGCCUUCCGUGGAAUAUUGAGGUCAUGCUGUCAACAGAUUCGACUUCCACGUCAGGCUUGCAGCUGAGGUUAGACACCUUUGUUGACACCCUACCAAAGGACGACUCUCCAAGCGUGGGAGCAACCGCCAGGGGCACUCCAGGCGCGACUAAAAUGGUGGUGCGUGGCAUUGUGGUGGAUCCGGCCGGUAAACCAACGUGUCAUCCAUUGGAGGCGCACCUCACCAUUCAUGCACGGCUAUGUGUUGGCGCUUGUGCUGUGGACCGCAGGGGGAACGUACAACGGAGUCCAACCUCCUCGCUGAUGGAUAAGCACACGGCACCGUUCGGACGGAGCCGCUCGAGCCGACCUCCGCGGUCGCAGUGGUCACCGCAGCACGGCCGAGUCGAUCAUCACAGCUUGUUUGGAACCAGCACGAUGUAUCGGGGCGUGCAAGGAAUGCAGGACUUCGGACCUGGGCGUGAACUGCCCGAAGAUCCGUCAGACAUGGAGCACCAGUUGUUCUGGUCGACAUGUCGGCCCCAUCAGAGGGUGCCCCCAUCCCCACUUGUUGUCAACCCUGGGUCCGACAACGGCAAGGAUGACAGCCGGUCUGGGCUAGGCAUGCAUACUGUGUCACCGCUAUCGAACUCCUUGCACGACGAGGCCCUUGACGGGGACGAACAAGAGGCUUUUUUGCCGGCGGCAAGGGCUGAUCCGGUCGGCAAGAGCGAUGCCGAGGCCGACGACGGGGAAACCCUGCAAGAAAGCGCACGAUCCGCCAUGAUUGGGCGUGAGCGCGUUGUGCGUGUGCCGAAUGAGACGGCGCGUUGGGUGUUCACCAAUCAACCCCAGUCAGAGGAUACAAUUUCUACGCAGGCGAAGACAGUUGUUAUUGACAAUUCGAGCGUCACGUACCUCAAGGCGGUCGAGAUGACGAUUUCGUUGAAGGACAUGGGGCCGGCGGGCAUCUUGCUUCCACCCCACCUGUAUGGCGAGUUGGCUAAAACAGAGAGAGGCUGCGAGCUUUUGCGAAAACAUGGCGAUCUCAACAAUCUGCUCCACAUUGCGAGGAACUCUGGCGCUGCGGCAGAUGACCGCAAGGGAGCACUGUGGGCAGUGGCGCACGUCAGUAGCUGGCCUCUCGGUCUAGCUCUCCUUGAAGAACUUCGGGGCGAUGUCGUGGGCAUGCUGCUCAAGAUGUGCACGUCGGAAUCGCACUUAUCUGUGUGGGGGACGUCGUUUUGCGUCGUAAGUUUGGUGGCACGCACAGCACGAGGACGGGCGGCGAUCAGGGCGGCGGGGUGGGAGAGCGCGAGGGAUCCCAGCACGAGCGCGUUCUUGCCGCAGGACCCAACGGUUUUAUUCCAGCCCGUACCAUGGAAGUUUGAAGGGUCGCCAACGCGAGGCCUGGACCAGCAACCAGGCGAUCCUAUCAUCGAGAACUUGCGAAGGGACCUGGGGCGGACAAGAGACGCGGACAUCCUGGAUCAGGUUGUAAAAUUGAGCAGCCAUAUAUCGCGGAAGGAAGCGAUGAGAAAACUCAGCCGAAUGCGCAAGGACAAGGCUUUCAAAGAGUCCUUCACGAACAGUCUCCCGGUGUUCCUUCUGGUGCACCAGCUCCUCGCCGACUACAGCUUUUCACUGCCCAUGCGACGAUAUAUUUUCGAGCUCUUUGAACAGGUGGCACCAGGCAGCCUCAACUGGGAACCAUACGUCGCAUGAGCAACGUCUACCGCCUGUAGAGCUGUACCCAUGACGUGGACUCCGGCCGUUAGUCUGUCAUAUCGCUUCUGUUGCGUGUGGUAGCAGCUUGGGAUACAAGUUUAUCUUGGGCUUGGCCUCAUGUCGAUCCCUUGCGUAUUCCAAACAAACAUGCUUCACCCGCGGAAGGUGAAAGGGUAAUUCUGUAUCAUGGGCAUCAAGCGCAAACCUUUAGUGUUGACUCCCUGUGUUGUGCAACGUAAAAUGGUCUCCACUGACCUGUAUCCUCUCUGAAGUCUGUAUGUAGGAUAAAUGUUGCGAGAAUUGUUGAGCACUUCUUCGUUUUCCCGUGAGCAAAGAAAGGCUAACUAAGUUUUGGAACGUCACGACCUGCUCUUCUUGAAACCGUAAACAAUCUCACACCCUGUUUUUGGCCCAUUCGAUCUUUGACUCCGAGACGUUGAGGAAAGCUAAAAACCGCAUCCAACGAAGUGUAAAGACUAGUGCAGACAGGUACUGGGUAGAGAUCGGAACUGUUUUUAUUGUGGAGAUAUGCAUGACCACAACCAAUUGGGGGUCCAUGGUUGUGUGCGUGGCGGUGAUUCCAUGCGACCACGAAUCGCUCUAAACUGCCUUUGGGACACGUGUGUGCCACACCGAACGCAGAACCGGGAAGAUCGAGAUCACAUUACACCAGGCAGCACUUUUAGCUGCUGCUCACCUUCGCCCGUGCUCCAAACGAAGGGCGCGACUGAUAGCUGACAGCACCUUUUGUUGGCGCAGGAGGAUGCAGGAAUAGCCAGGCCUCACACCGUGUGAGAAGGCUUAGGAAUUGCUUCUGAGCUUUCCGCUACAGGACUUGCGUCUGAGCUUUCUGCUACAUACUAGACCACGCGAGGCCGGCAAAUGUCCGCAGACAUGGGGACGAGCGUUAAUAGUCUAUACGGAAGCGCCUAUUUACAAUCCAUGGAUUGUCAGAGAGAACUACAGGCCAAAUAGGCGCUUCCGUACUAUAUAAACUAGACACCACAUCCCGUUCAAUGUGGGAAUAUCUCGAACGGAUAGUCUUUCUGUUUGUGUAUUUAUUUUUUCUAAUAUAGUGCUACGAGCAACCCUUGGAGCACACAGGAAACAGCAGUGGAGUGGAUACAUGAUCAGUCUUUCUGUUUCUGUUUCUGUUUUAUUUUCUUAAUAUCACACAACAAAUCCAUCUCUUUGGAAUAAUUCUAAGAUAGAUUAGCAAUGAAUCCAUAGCGUGAGCGAAAGGCAACCUGUAUUUCUACGGUUUACCAGACAGCAUACAACGAUGUCUCCCCUGUGGGUAACAGGCUCAACAAAGCAGUUUGGUAGCCAUCUUGUGUAUUCAUCUGUAUGUUAUGUUGGGAAGUUGUAGACGGAAGAUAUAGGGGAACUCGGUUUGUCGGGUGUUCUAUCAUGGCACCCUCAUGUGGUUGCGGAGCAAGCGCGUCUCGGGGUGUGUAUAUUUUCGUCAACAUAUUUUUGUGUGUGACGUAUGGGGGCAUGUGCGGCGCGGGAGAACAUAUUCACCUUGUUGUGUAAUGUAAUGGCAUGUCGUUAAAUGUGAGAAGGGCACGGGAGAACAUUAUCUCAUCAUUGCCUCCUGACGUGGCCGCCGAUAGAGGCGUGUGGUUGGGGUUUCAUCACUGACAUGUGGGUGUGUGUGUGUUAAAUGCAGUGGGUAUGGUCGCCUCUCUCGCCCGUCUGUCGGCACAAGGCUAACUUACCCUAAGAAGGUACACUCAUAGAAUUGCCCCGAGGGGUCCGCAAGUUAACAGAAAUCAACGACAGAUAUGCUGGAGUCCUUCACUCCCUCUGCGCGCUAUGCGAGGUUUGACCGUGUAUGGGUAAGGGGAGUUACUCCCCUUACCCAUACACGGUCAAACCGGGGAGUACUCCUAAGGAUCAGGAUCAGGAUCAGAAUCGCCUACACUCCGAGAGAACCACUCGAACCGGCAAGAGAACUACCUCAUAAUUCCGCCGCGUCCCCUUCACCCCAGCUGACAGAAUACGUACGUUUUCUACUCACAUCUGUCGCUGGGGCGACGAUGGCGCAAUUUGAUCCCAAGCUUAUUGUCUGCCAGAUAGUGGCGCUUCAAAGCUUCUACUAUGUUGCGAUGGGCGUCUUUCUCGGGAGCUUCAGGGCUGUUUUUGGGACACAGGUGGGGACACGAUUGAUAUUCUCAGGGGAGCUCGUGUCGUUGUCGACCACAGCAGGAUGGACAGCAAUAUGCUGUCAGGUUCUCACGGCGAUAUCAGGAGCACUUCUACUGCCUAUGAUCGUGGAGAGGGCCAAGAAAUGCUUGGACUUCACUUCGACCCUGUACAUAAUACACUUAGCAAUUUGCUCUUUUUAUGACGGAAUCCCCCACAACUGGGAAUGGUGGAUACUCCAGUUGGCGUCGUUGGCGCUGAUGGUAGUCUUAGGUGAAUAUGCUUGUUCCCGGCGGGAGUUGCGAGAUAUUCCUCUGUUCUCUCCGCUGCCAACUCAAGUAUGACAUGACGCGGCAGGGCUGCAAGUAUGACUGAGCAUUACUCUCGUUGCUGCUCAGGCAGAGCAUCCUCUUGCUCCUACAAGGACUGCUGAUGUUUUUGUUGGGUGAGGAGUCGAGACCACCAGCAAAACUUCUUCUUCGGUGAUUGUUGUGGCUUGGAGGAUACCGAUACCUUGGGGUUGCUCUAAAGCUGUGAACAGAGUAGUGCUGCCCCUUUUCCCCGCCUUUUAGCCUACCGUUCAUGUGCUUUGUGGGUGUAGUUCGUUCCGUUUCAUGUCGACCUUGUGUUUGACCUCUUAUGCCUGGGGAGAAUGUUGAGGGUAAAGGGUGACGGGUGACGGGCUCGUGUUCUUCAUGUGUUUGGAAGUACCCAAAUGACUUCGCUUAUUUAGGUUGUGUGCGCGUUCUAUCUAGGUGGGAGCGGUAUCGUGUAGAUUCUGUCACCAGUGUUUUUUGUUGUUCUGCACGCGGCUAGCUGAUGGCAACUCAUGACGUCUCCACAACGAUAGAGCGUAGAUCCACUGAUGAACCACGCUACAUCUACGAAGUAUCUCUGUCCUGCAGCUCGCCCAAGCGUUUGGAAGCGAGACGUUAAUCUGCGAUCGAUGUUUUUUGUCAACAAUCGAGCUGCUCUGCUCUCAAGAGAAUGUUU